AACAUCAACUAGACAAUCUCGUGAAUCUCCAUGCGUUGGACAGUCAGUGCUUGCAGUAUUUAUUGUUAAUCUCAACUAAUCUGUUAUUCUAUUGUUAUGAAUUGAAUAUAAAUCACCUAGUUAAUAUCCAAAUCAAUGUUGUUUAAUUCAAAUUUAAAUUAAAACGAGUUUUUAGUUUUAUUAUUUAAAAUAUUUUUUGAUUUUUAUUUGUUCAAAAUUAAUUAAACGUUUACAAAGCAUAAACAUAUUUUAAAAAACAAGUGUUUUUUGGUGAUAAUUAUUAUAUUGUGAUGUAAAAAUAAAUUUUUUUUUAUCGAUUAUUUUUUAAAAAUAACUGUUCUUUGGAAUAACCCAGGUUUUAAAAAUAAAAAUAAAAAAAAAACACAAAAAUUUAUUUUUGUCUAGUCAAAAUGAUUGUUGAUAAUUAGUAUAUCAGUUUCUAAUAAUACAUUAACAGUCUAUGACUAUUUAUCACGAUAAAAUAACAAACAAACAUAAAAAAUUAAAUUUAAAAAAAAAAAAUUUUAAAUUAAAAAUUAUUUAUAAAACUUGUUGUUGCUAUUUUUAUCUAAAAAACAUCGGGUUAAAAAAAAUAAAGAAAAAUAAAAAACUCGACAAAGGAAAGAUGAUAAUAACAAAAGAAAUAAAUUAAUGAGAAAAUUGAAAUUCACAAGCUAUAGAUGCAAUGUAUGUAUACAACAAAUACUCUCAAACUGAGCUCACCUUUGACGAGGAUUAUCUCACUUGAAUGUGUGAUGGCAUGCAAUGUGGCUUUGUGCAUGAAAAAAAAAAACUAAAAUUCUUGCACAAUAAUGCUGAAAACAUGGCCAACAAUUUUGAUGAUGAUGAUGAUGAUGAUUUUACAAACUAUACCUUGACAUUAAAUGACAGUUUAGAAUUUGAAAAGAUGUCCGAAUUAUUAAAUAAUUUUUACAAUGAUAUGGGACACAAAGCUGAUUAUGUACUUAUUGUACUCUAUGUCUCAAUAAUGUUAUUGGCAUUGAUAGCAAAUAUCAUGGUUAUCCUUGUGGUAAUUAAAUACCAAUACAUGCGAAGUGUAACAAAUUAUUUUGUUGUUAAUUUAUCAAUUGCUGAUCUUCUUGUGUCAUUGAUCUGCAUGCCAAUGGCAAUUAGCCAAGCUGUAUCAAUCAAAUGGAUAUAUGGUGAAACAAUGUGCAAGUUGUUUUAUUAUUUACAAGGUGUUGCAGUUGCUGCAUCAGUAUUCACUAUAACAGCCAUGAGUAUUGACAGAUAUUUGGCAAUCAGAAGUCCAAUCGCAUUACGUCGUGUAUUUAAUCGAAAAAGUACAUUUAUGAUUAUUAUUGCACUUUGGUUAAUUGCACUUUUAAUAUUUUCACCAGUUUUAAGUGCUGUAACACUCCAAAGUCCAGAUAUUCAUGACUUGAUUGAUGCUGAUAAUAUACAAAUAUUCAAACCACCUGUUUUUAAAAUUUGCUCGGAGGAUUUUAAAUCACUUGGUAUUCAUGCUCAUCACUUUGGAAUAUUGUGCUUUAUUGUUGUUUAUACAAUUCCUGGUUUUAUCGUACUUACUUUGUACUCAUUAAUGGGAAGAACUCUUUGUGCAAGAAAACCACCUUUUGAUUGUGACAGUGUUGCCGGAAGUGCCAGUUCUCAACAGGGAUUUCGACUUGUCAGAGAAAGAAAAAGAGUUGCAUGGAUAUUAUUGACACUUGCUAUUGGUUUUGCACUGUGUUGGUUACCAUAUAAUGCAUUGCGUUUACUUCUUGAUCUUGGAAUAAUUUAUGAAGGAGGAAUUAUACCAACUUUACUUUCAUAUUUUUUAUUUUUGGGACAUGCAAACAGUGCAUUGAAUCCAGUUGUUUACUGUUUUAUGACCAGAAAUUUUCGACGAAGUGUUGCUGAACUUAUUUGUCAUGGUACAAGUAAAUUUAAUCAUCGUAAAUCCCAUCGUAAUAAUGUUGGUGGAGUCGGUGUUGGUUCAAGUGUAAAAAAUCAUGGCUGGAAUAAUAGAAAAAAUCAGAAACCAUAUGCCGUUGCUGCAUUACAGCAUUCAACAAUUAAAAAUAAAAAUAAAAGCUUUACAUCAAGUAGUGGAUAUGAAAAUUCAUAUGAUCGUCAUAGUCCACACAGACGUUGUUAUAUGCUUAAAACGAUAAAAAAUAACAAUAAGAAAAAUGACACAAAUAGGAUAGAUGAAUUAGCAGAUAAUAUAAAUAAAAAAUCUACACCUCAUCGUAUACGUAGUAGUUAUAGUGAUUGUGGAAAAACAGAUAAAUCCGUUGUGUUUGAUGGCAAAAGAAGUCAAAGUUUGUGUGUAUUGUCAUCAGCUGUAAAUUAUCAAGUUGCGUAUGAUUGUGCAAAUCAAACGACUGUUGUUACAAAUAUUAGUCAAACUGGUAUUUAAAAGUAUAAAAAAUAAUAUUAUAUUCUUCCUUGAAUUUAUUAAUUGAAUUCAAAUUUAAAACAAAAAAGCAUUUCAAAUAUAUAUAUGUUACUUUUGUUUUACAUGAAAUUCAUAUCAAUUACUGGUUUUUAGAAAUUUUAUUUUCCGAGUAUAUUUAUUUUAUAUUAUUAAGAAAAAUAAAAUAAAAAUAUCCAUCUAUUUUUGAUGGCUCUAUA
Aphidius gifuensis is the source of this 2601-nucleotide messenger RNA. Its product is annotated as QRFP-like peptide receptor. The record is from RefSeq and is a predicted model, not a curated record. The transcript has 8 exons. NCBI's taxonomy places the organism in Eukaryota, Metazoa, Arthropoda, Insecta, Hymenoptera, Braconidae. Gene Ontology annotation, biological process: G protein-coupled receptor signaling pathway. Bases 749 to 2386 code for a protein of 545 amino acids. Gene Ontology annotation, cellular component: membrane. Gene Ontology annotation, molecular function: neuropeptide Y receptor activity.